UCUCUUAUGAAGUCUCUUUAUAAAUCUUUUGCAGCUUGGCCAAUGAAUGAUAAUACAACUGGCUUCGAAUCAACCGAUGUCCUUGCAUCAACCGAAUUUGCUUCUGGAGCUGGACAUGUCGACCCAGUAGCCGCUAUAAAUCCUGGACUUGUCUAUGAACUGGACAAAUCAGACCACAUCGCCUUUCUUUGCGGUUUGAACUACACUUCGAAAACCCUUCAGCUCAUCGCCGGUGAAGCCGUCACUUGCAGUGGAAAGACCUUACCAAGAAACCUCAACUAUCCUUCAAUGUCAGCUAAAAUUUAUGACUCUAAUAGCUCCUUCACCGUGACUUUCAAAAGAACCGUCACCAACCUCGGUACCCCCAACUCUACCUACAAAUCAAAGAUCGUCUUAAAUCGCGGAGCUAAGCUCAGUGUCAAGGUCACGCCUAGAGUUCUUUCUUUUAAAAGGGUGAACGAGAAACAGUCUUUCACAGUAACUGUUUCAGGCAACAAUCUCAACCGAAAACUACCUUCAUCUGCAAAUCUAAUAUGGUCUGAUGGAACACAUAACGUGAGAAGUGUCAUUGUUGUCUACAUUGGUGAUUACUCGUGAGGCAUUAUCAGUUCACCAUAGUCAUCAUUAUCAUAAUAUUAUCGCCGAAUUGCCCUAUGUGUUUCUUUAUUCUACAUUUGUGUUUCUUAGUUCACAGUUUCAGAUCUUUUCGGGUCAAUUGUCCAAACUCUCUUGUGGUGUCACAUAAUGAAUCAUUGGACGACCAAUAAAAAAAAGAGCACUUUGCAUAUUUAAAAAAAUAUAAAUAAAUAAGAAUGAAUUCAAAGAGGAUGUAUAUAAAAAGUAUUAGACAUCUUAAAAAUUUGGCUGCUUCUUCUCCUUGUAUCUUUUC
Molecule: messenger RNA, 889 nt
Organism: Arabidopsis lyrata subsp. lyrata
Lineage: Eukaryota; Viridiplantae; Streptophyta; Magnoliopsida; Brassicales; Brassicaceae
Product: subtilisin-like protease SBT4.7
Exons: 1
Coding region: 7-597 (196 amino acids)
Biological process (GO): proteolysis
Molecular function (GO): serine-type endopeptidase activity
Source: RefSeq, a predicted model, not a curated record